CACCACCUUGCGCCCUUGCUGUUUACAAAAAUCACGGCCAACUUUUUCGGCAAUUUCAAUUUAUCAGCGCAACAAGUUGCUGCGUGAAAGCAGGCACAAGGAGCCAGGGGAUCCUGAUUCGUUUCCAAAAUGCCGGACAUUAAGAUAACGCCACUAGGCGCCGGUCAGGAUGUGGGUCGCAGCUGUCUGCUGCUCUCGAUGGGCGGCAAGAACAUAAUGCUCGACUGCGGGAUGCAUAUGGGCUAUAACGAUGAGCGCCGCUUCCCGGAUUUCUCUUACAUAGUGCCGGAGGGCCCGAUCACCAGCCACAUUGACUGCGUGAUCAUCUCGCAUUUUCACCUGGAUCACUGUGGCGCCUUGCCGUACAUGUCCGAAAUUGUGGGCUACACCGGACCUAUCUACAUGACUCAUCCGACCAAAGCCAUAGCGCCCAUCCUCCUGGAGGACAUGCGUAAGGUGGCCGUGGAACGGAAGGGCGAGUCAAAUUUCUUUACCACUCAGAUGAUCAAGGACUGCAUGAAGAAGGUGAUUCCGGUCACGCUCCACCAGAGCAUGAUGGUAGACACAGAUUUGGAAAUCAAAGCCUACUACGCUGGUCAUGUCCUGGGUGCCGCCAUGUUCUGGAUCAAAGUGGGCUCCCAGAGCGUGGUCUACACGGGGGAUUACAACAUGACUCCGGACCGGCAUUUAGGUGCGGCCUGGAUAGAUAAGUGCCGACCAGAUUUGCUGAUCUCCGAGAGCACCUACGCUACCACUAUCAGAGACUCGAAGCGUUGUCGAGAAAGAGACUUCCUUAAGAAAGUUCACGAGUGUGUGGCCAAGGGCGGCAAGGUCUUGAUCCCAGUUUUUGCCCUGGGCCGCGCUCAAGAGCUGUGCAUCCUGCUGGAGACUUACUGGGAGCGCAUGAACCUAAAGUACCCCAUCUAUUUUGCUUUGGGUCUAACUGAGAAGGCCAACACCUACUACAAAAUGUUUAUCACUUGGACGAAUCAAAAGAUCCGCAAGACUUUUGUCCACCGAAAUAUGUUUGACUUUAAGCAUAUCAAGCCAUUUGACAAGGCCUACAUCGAUAAUCCCGGAGCCAUGGUUGUGUUCGCCACGCCGGGAAUGCUGCAUGCGGGACUCUCUCUGCAGAUCUUCAAGAAGUGGGCGCCCAACGAGAAUAACAUGGUUAUAAUGCCCGGCUAUUGUGUGCAGGGCACCGUGGGCAACAAGAUCCUGGGAGGCGCCAAGAAGGUUGAGUUUGAGAACCGUCAAGUGGUAGAGGUAAAAAUGGCCGUAGAAUACAUGAGCUUCUCAGCACAUGCCGAUGCCAAAGGCAUCAUGCAGCUUAUCCAGAACUGUGAGCCAAAGAACGUAAUGCUUGUCCACGGCGAAGCAGAAAAGAUGAAGUUCCUCCGGUCAAAGAUCAAGGACGAGUUCAACCUUGAAACCUACAUGCCGGCCAAUGGAGAGACAUGUGUGAUUUCUACUCCUGUGAAAAUACCAGUAGAUGCCUCCGUUUCGCUGCUUAAAGCAGAGGCCCGCUCCUACAAUGCCCAGCCUCCGGAUCCCAAGCGAAGGCGGCUCAUCCACGGCGUCCUUGUGAUGAAAGACAAUCGAAUAAUGCUGCAAAACCUGACCGAUGCCCUUAAAGAGAUUGGCAUCAACCGACAUGUUAUGCGAUUUACGUCCAAGGUCAAGAUGGACGAUCCCGGACCAAUGAUCCGGACAACCGAAAGGCUGAAGACUCUGCUCGAAGAAAAGUUAGCCGGUUGGACGGUAACGAUGCAGGAGAACGGCUCUAUAGCCAUCGAGUCCGUUGAGGUAAAGGUGGAGGAAGACGAGAAAGAUCCCAAGCAGAAGACCAUUUUGAUAUCCUGGACCAACCAGGACGAGGACAUCGGAGCAUACAUACUAAACGUUCUCCAGAAUAUGUGCUAGGCAACGAAGAAGAGUCCCAAUGAAAUCCCAAGCCUUAAUUCCAUAGAUAAGCACAAAGUGUAGAUACCAAUUUCUGAAAUUUGAAUAUCGGUCAAAAUAUACGUAAAUAUUCCAACAAGGCUUCGGAAUUUGUAA
Molecule: messenger RNA, 2058 nt
Organism: Drosophila eugracilis
Lineage: Eukaryota; Metazoa; Arthropoda; Insecta; Diptera; Drosophilidae
Gene: IntS11
Product: integrator complex subunit 11
Exons: 3
Coding region: 130-1923 (597 amino acids)
Biological process (GO): snRNA processing
Cellular component (GO): nucleus
Source: RefSeq, a predicted model, not a curated record